AUGGAGGAUCCCACGACGCAACAGCAGCCCGCGGCGGCAUCGCCAUCCUUGCCAGCGCCGACCACACUUGAACCCGAACCCAUAUCCCGACCGAGCUCGACGUCGACCCAGGCCUCGGCGCCUCAAAACAUGUCGCAUAUGUUGCCCGGUAUCGCAUCCAUUGCCACUACCACCACGAACAACAACAACAAUAACAACAACAAUAACAACAACAACAACAACAACAACAACAACAAUACGCCGGCGACAGUCACAUCACCACAGCCUAGACCUAUGACCAUGGCCGCUCCUCCCAUGAUUCCUCCAGGCACCUCUCCAGCUGCUAGCUCGCAUCCAGGUCCAGGAGGCAACUUGCCCACGUGCCAGAACUGCGCGACCUCGACAACCCCGCUAUGGCGCCGCGACGAGAUGGGCCAGGUCCUCUGCAAUGCCUGUGGUCUCUUCCUCAAGCUGCAUGGCCGUCCACGUCCAAUCUCCCUAAAGACCGAUGUCAUCAAGAGUCGCAACCGCCAACAGCAGCAACAACAGCAACAGCAGCAGAACCUAGCUGCCACCGCCGACAUGAACGGCGGAGUAGGCAUGAUGGAUCCCAACAACCCUGCCGCUGCUGCCCGAAGAGCAUCCCAGAAGUCCAUCAAUGGCCACCCCGUCGACGAUAACUCGCCCGUUUCGCGUACCGGCACCCCCAACGUAUACAAUCCGCACAUUCCCAUUGAUCACAGCCUAGAGUACCAAUUUCAAGCCCAACAGAUUCCCGGAUUCGGCGUCCCGACUGCCUCUCCCGGCCGAGCCCCAUCGCCCAUGAAUGGCGAGCACAUGCCACAAACCCACGAGCAGCUCCUCGCCGCCAAUGCCAGCCUGAAGACCCGAGUCAGCGAGUUGGAGGUCAUCCAAGAGCUCUACCGCGGUCGCCUUCACCAACUCGAAACGGAAGAGAAUAUUCGACAAGCUUCAGAGCCCGGCAAGCUUGAAGCCCAGCUUCGCGCCCAGAUCGAUGCCAUGGGCGAAGCUCACCAGCAGCUGCAGAAGGAACUGGAGGAAAGUCACAGGAGGGAGAAUAUGCUCAAGAGGCGCCUUGAUGAGCUCGAGGUUGAGCUCAAGGACGUCAAGGAUGCUCUCGAAUCUCAGGAUAAUGGACGCCACAAGAAGAUCCGCCUGGACGAAAACGUCAAGACCGAGCCCUAUGCAGAAGUUGUUGAGCCACAGCAGCCGGAACAGCAGCAGCCAGCACCUGCAGAACAGCCAAUUCCUACCCCUAUGGCCAUCGACGAAGCCGCCCCUGCCCCUGCGCCAGCACCCGAGGCAGCACCUGAGCAGGCCCCGGCACCCGCGCCCGAACCCGUCCAAGAACAAGUGGAAGCCCAGGAGUCAGAGCCUGCGCCCGUUAGCGAGCCCACUGAGGCUCCAGCCCCAGCCCCAGCCCCAGAAGCCGAUUCUGUUGUUCCCGAGCCGACCCCCGCCGCGCCGGAGUCUGCUCCCACCGAGGAGCCUGCCGCACCAGAGACUGAGGCCUCUGAGCCUCCCACCACCGCCCCCGCGGAAGAAGCUCCCAAGGCGGAGUCAUAG
Neurospora tetrasperma FGSC 2508 is the source of this 1566-nucleotide messenger RNA. RefSeq lists its product as uncharacterized. The transcript is spliced from 4 exons. Gene Ontology annotation, biological process: positive regulation of transcription by RNA polymerase II; negative regulation of transcription by RNA polymerase II. The record is from RefSeq and is a predicted model, not a curated record. Lineage: Eukaryota; Fungi; Ascomycota; Sordariomycetes; Sordariales; Sordariaceae. Gene Ontology annotation, molecular function: DNA-binding transcription factor activity, RNA polymerase II-specific; zinc ion binding; RNA polymerase II cis-regulatory region sequence-specific DNA binding. The coding region runs from base 1 to 1566 and encodes 521 amino acids.